AUGCCACAAGCACCGGACUCGGUGCCUUCACCUCAUGCCGUGGAUAACAGCGCUCACGAAAAUACCUUCGACACAGAUGGAGCUGAUCCGGAGAAACAUCCCAUGCCUGCUCGCACAUCCUUCUUCUCACGCAGGAACAUCCUAGGACCUGUAACGAAGGACUAUGGAGAUCUACCGCUACUGGCUUGCUGUUUGGUGACGGGCAUGGUGGAUGCGGCGAGUUUCAGGAAUUGGGGCAUGUUUAUUGGGAUGCAGACGGGCAACACAGUAAUCCUCGGUCUUUCGACAGCCGGCCUCCCAGCAAACCCCCAUGCCUGGCUCACGACUCUGGUCUCAAUCAUCUCCUUCCUCAUAGGCGCCUUUCUUACUUUCCGAGUCUCCAAAGUCAUUACGCCCGAAGGACCCAAUCGAAAUCGACUAUGGGGAGCCACACUCUUCAUGCUCCAGGCCAUGCUCAUCAUCCUCGCCGCCGCACUCGCGACACCGGAAGGACUUAUCCCCCAAAAUCCCGGUGGUAAUGGUCGACAUACUUUAGAUGACGAGCGUGUAAUCCAUAACAUCCUCAUUGUAUCACUCAUUCCGCCACUUUCCUUUCAAGCGGGGAUGCAGAUUGCCACAUCUAGAUUACUCGGGUUCAAUGAGCUGCCGAUUAACGUUGUGACGAGCACUUACUGCGAUAUCAUGGGCGACUUCAAGCUGCUAGCAACGAACAAUGUACGACGAAAUCGACGAGUAGCCGCUGUGGUACUACUACUAGCUGGCUCGAUUGCCAGUGGGUGGUUGAUGCGGAGCCAAGGGGGACUUGAGAGUGUGCUGUGGUUGUCUGGUGGAAUCAAGUUCGCCACGGCUGUCGCUUACUUCUGUUUCAUGCCUGCGGUGAAGGAGGAGGGGAAGGCGAAGACGGUCGUGUGA
Molecule: messenger RNA, 912 nt
Organism: Recurvomyces mirabilis
Lineage: Eukaryota; Fungi; Ascomycota; Dothideomycetes; Mycosphaerellales; Teratosphaeriaceae
Exons: 2
Coding region: 1-912 (303 amino acids)
Source: RefSeq, a predicted model, not a curated record